AAUGUAUUUCUCUCUGAUAUAGUAUGAUAAUGAUUGUCUUUGACAUGAAAUGACUGUGAACUAAGGCCUGAUUACUGUAACAUGGCCAACAUAUCAUUCCCACACACAAUACUCGGGCUUGUAUGAGACACACACACACAGAGCGUAGGCACCUGGUCUGACACCUGUACAGGUAACCUCCCAGGAGGGAGGGAGGGAGAGAGAGAAGGAGGGAGGGAGGGAGAGAGGACACAUACACUCUUCUCCUGCUGAACAUACUGCGGUUACAUAUUCUACUCUACAUCCAAAAAGAAAACACCAUUCACAGAGUUGAACAAUUCCACCAUGGCUUCACCAGGGGAGAAGGCUCUCCUCCUCCUCUUCCUAGUCCAUGCAGUCUCAGCCCUCUACCCAGAUACAAUGUCACCGAUGUCUCCCAUGAUGCUUGACCCUGACCCAGCGACCCCAGGCUUCCCAUCUCCACCCGCUCGCUUCCAAGACAUGGCCAAGAAACUGAUGAUGAGAUGCCUGCAAAUGGGACACCUGUUACCCAUGACGAUGGACAACCCCUUUAAUAACAGUGGGGUGCAAAUGGAAGACAGCAUGUCUCGUCCCAACCCUCUCUCCCACUUCCACUCUCUCCUCACCUCCCUCUCUGCUGAGGAAACAGAUACCUACUCAGACACAGACAUGGACUCUGCUUCCCGCUUCUAUUUCCAGCCCAAUAGCACCAUGAAAUACCCUGACUCUGACCGUGAAUGGAACGUGACAGAGAGGAUGUGGAACUGUUCCAGUCUACCAAGCUUUAUUGAGCACAUGAGGAACUCUUCGGCUGGUCCCCAGUGUUUCCUGAGAGCGUUCAUCGCCCCCCUCUCUUGGGUUGCCCUGAUGAUGAAGGGUGGAGACGACAUGGAACCAGAGGAUUAUGGGAGGCUGGUGUGGGCCGCUAAGCCCCUCCUACAGAACAUGCCCCCACCACAGAUGACCCUGCCUCCCUGGAUACAGAACCCCCACCUGGAAGAGAUGAUGAAGAUGCUGGGAGAGGUGUUUGGGUCUCUCUCUGAGGAGCAGCGUGUUCAGAUCAGAGAGUGGGCCAAGGAGCGGGUGGCCCAGAACAACUACAACUGCAGCCACACUGCUGCAGCCUGGCGCCCCAGACCCAUACCAGAACAGAAACCAGGACAGACACACAGACCAGAACAGGAACCAGGACAGACACACAGACCAGAACAGAAACCAGGACAGACACACAGACCAGCACAGGAACCAGGACAGACACCUAAACCAGAACAGGAGCCAAGACAGACACUCAGACCAGAAGUAGAACAGAACUGGCCUGCUAGACCACCACAGCCUGAUAUGACAGUGAUGCCCAGCCCCUGUCCUCCCAGGCUGCUGUGGCUGAAGAUGGAUGUGAUGAAGAUGAUGGGGCCCUUCCUUUCCGGGCUGCCCAUGGACGACAUCCAAACCAUCCCCAACGACCAGCUGUGUCCAUUCUUCCAUUCGCCCCAGUUCCCUUCCUCCUUCAGAGGGGUGGGGGGGCUCCCUCCUCUUCAGGGCAGAAAGAUACUCCAGAAGAUCAGAGAGUGUUCCCAGAAGAGAGGGGACUUGGUCCAGAACCUGGACAGACUGGGCUCGCUGGCAUGUUUCUAUGAUGACGCCCCAACCCUAAACUCCUCCAUGAGCCGGCUCCUCCUCUCUCAACUUGAUGACUGUAGCAACUCUGGAGUAAACAAGCUGAAGAAGAAGCUUGUCAACACUGUGAUGUCAUCAUCUGUGGAUGAUUCCAGUCCUGAGCUGCUGCGUGCGCUGGGUCCCGGUGUUACACUGCUUUCCCCUUUCCAUCUCUCCCAGUUCUCCCCCGACGCCCUCAAGGACACCCUGAUGUCACUGGGGUCAGAGGUGAAGUGGGGUCUGACCCAGGCCAAAACACUGGCCAAUAAACUACUGCAGGGGAAGCAGGAGGUGUCUGGUAAGGAGUUAAUGUCUCUGGGUUCAGCUGUGACGGGCGUGGCCUCCUCUGUCCUCAGGAAGGUCAAAUCCCAGGGGCUUCUGGGUAAUGAGGGUCUGGACAUGAUGAGUCAAAAGAUGACCAGUCUACAGAGAAAAGCAUUGUUGGAGGGGCUGCUUGGGGAUGUGAAUGCCUCAGAGCUGAUCCAGAAAGUCCCUGCCUCUCUGCUGUCCAGCCUAUCCCUGACCACCCUGGACAAGGCUAACCUGACCUCCCUGGACCAACUGGAGGGCAAGCAGUGGACACGUGCACAGUCGGCCUUUCUGGUCAGAAAUAUCCUAGGCAAGAAGAUGACACUUACAGACAUGCGGAAGCUGGGCUCGGCGAUGCAGGGCGUGUCCUGUGAGAUGAUUGAAAAGGUGGCUGAAAGUGGCGUCAUGGAGAUGGCCCAAGCUGUGACAGAGACUCCACGCUGGCUCUCUAAGACACAGGUGUGCUGCACUGCACAGAGUCUGUUUGCAGGUUUGGAGAAAAAGAGAGCAGGCUACUUCAACAACAUCACAGACACAGAGCUGGAGGAGAUCCCCACCCUGCUGCUGCUUCACCUGCCGGCUGAGAAGAUAGCCAGUCUACCUGCCUCUGUAUGUGCUGUGUUCAUGAAGAAGAUGAAAGAGGCCAACCUGAGUUCUUUGCCUCUCACCUCUCGCUCUCGCCCCACACUGACCAACAGAGCUCUGAACUGCCUGGGGAGGAACAUGUCAAAGUUGUCCAGUGAGGAGGUGUUGAGUCUGGGUCGCUGCUGUGUGAGCUGGCCCCCUCUCAGAUGUCCCUCCUGGCCCCUGAGGUCCUCAACUCCAGCGUGCAGGCCCUGGCCUCCUGCAAACAGAUUCCUCCACGCCACUGGAGGGCGCUCUUCCAGCUGCUCAAUGAUACAUAUGGUGACCCGUCUGAUUGGACAGCUGACACCAUCAAAUCCCUGGGUCCUCUCCUCCUGUUGGAUGAUUCUGCUGUCCGCUCACUGCGCUUUAAGUCGUGGCUGAAAGAGACUCUGUCUGACCUGAUGGACAGCCUACCCAGCCCUCCGGUCCCUAACCCUCCUCAGGAGUUUAGUAGGGGUCCGGACCUCUCAGCCCUGCGAUGGAAACUCUUCUCUCUCUCCACCUCCACAUCUGAAGUAAUGCCCAUGCGCAGGAGGAGAGCAGUUCUCCCUCAGGGGGAGGCGGGCCUUACUGUGUCACUGUUGGAGGAACUGGGCGGAGCCAAUGUCUACUGGAGCCCAGCCCAGCUCUCCAAGAUGGACGCCGGCACAAUCACCGCUGCCGUGGAAACGCUGGGGGAGGUCCUUGAUUACAGCGCCGAGCAACUAGUGGUGCUCAGAGAGAAGGCCAUCCAGGCCUGGGGUCCAGUGUCAGGUUUGAAUGAGAGCCAGGUGCUCCAGCUGGGCUGUGUCUCUCAGGGGUUCAACCUCACUGAGCUGGCCAGCCUCCCCUUCUCCUCCCUGGACACUCUGGAGACACUUUCCCGCUGCUCCUGGACACAACCACAGAGGGAGGCUGUGUGGAGGGGUUUUGUGGAGCGUAUUAAUGAGACAGUGGGAGAACUGGGAGCUGUGGAGUUGGUGGGACUGGACCAGUUCAUCUGUGGUCUGAAUACUGAGGAGACUGGUCAACUCAACACUGAUGCCUUCAGGGAGGCAGUACAGUCGGUGGGCGAGGUGCAGUGCCCCCUGGCAGUAACAGAGCUUCUGAAGCAGCGUGCGGUGGCUGUAUUUGGAGAAACACAGGGAUGGACCGAGGCUCGGGUCAACUCUCUGGGCAACAUCAUGGCUGGUUUGAGUUUGUCAGAGUUUCUUUCUCUCAGUCCCUCUGCCUUCUCAUUCCUCAGUCCGACCAGCGUUCCCCUCAUCCCCCCAGACCGCCUCGCUGCACUUUCAACCAGCCAGCUGAAGGCCCUGGGUCCUGACAAUGCUGCCAUGGUAACCAGUGCACAGUGGGCAGUGCUGGGGGAGGCACAACGGGCCGCUCUUGGCAAUGCUCUGGGUGUGGCCUACGACCGAGUGGCCUAUGACCGCGCAGAACCGACUACAAACCCACCCAGAAACCUGCCCCAACUCUCAGGAGCAUCUAUGCUGGGAACUCUGGGAGUUGGAGUCUUUAUGCAGCCCUUCUUGUUCCUACUGCUGGGGUUUGUCCUGUAGUGAGAAACUACACAUCCAAUAGACACGCAUGACAUAUGGAACUACUCAUGCAUGUGUUGAACAAGGACAGAUUGUUGAUAAUAUGGCAUAUCUUAACACAUUUAACAGUAACAAAUAUAACUUGUAUAUCCUGCUUCUUAAAAAAAAUAUAUAUAUUCUAGAUUAAGCCAGAGCAGGCCUUGAGCACAUCAAAGCAGAUACCUGUAACAAUGUAAAAGCACUUAAGAUUUUUUAUUCUAUUUGUUAAAGAAAUAUGUAUGUAUCUUUGUUGCAAUGGUGGGUCUCUUCUAGUAGGACAAUGCUGGAACAUGACAUAAUGAUGUGUGAGCCAGUGUUGGUUGUUUUCUGAGAGUUGGGAUCAUAAAACGAGGAUUAUGGGUGCUAAUCCAGUGCUGACAAGAUUGGAAGUGGAAGACUAAGUUAAUAAUAAAGAUUAUGAACCUAC
Molecule: messenger RNA, 4572 nt
Organism: Oncorhynchus kisutch (coho salmon)
Lineage: Eukaryota; Metazoa; Chordata; Actinopteri; Salmoniformes; Salmonidae
Gene: otoa
Product: otoancorin
Exons: 29
Coding region: 325-2970 (881 amino acids)
Source: RefSeq, a predicted model, not a curated record